This is a messenger RNA of Prosopis cineraria, 2518 nucleotides long. Its product is annotated as probable serine/threonine protein phosphatase 2A regulatory subunit B''delta. The transcript is spliced from 13 exons. Bases 526 to 2142 code for a protein of 538 amino acids. Gene Ontology annotation, biological process: protein dephosphorylation. Gene Ontology annotation, cellular component: protein phosphatase type 2A complex. The record is from RefSeq and is a predicted model, not a curated record. Gene Ontology annotation, molecular function: protein phosphatase regulator activity; calcium ion binding. NCBI's taxonomy places the organism in Eukaryota, Viridiplantae, Streptophyta, Magnoliopsida, Fabales, Fabaceae.
UGAUUGGAUUCCGAUUCCGAAGACCGUAUUUUCAUACGAUGUACCGAGUGUCACGUGUCAACUUUUCCUCUCAUCCUGCCAAAUUUCUAUUUUCUGUUGCUAAUUUUCUUGGGCGAAUUUUCUGUUGCCAUUUUAUCAUUACAAUAUAACACAAUUCCCGCUGUUAAUCAUGUAUCUGCAACAUGUCUAAUUUCACUUCUCCAUCCUAAAUCUCUCGGAUCUUUGCAGAAUUCCCCUCAUUUUUGUUUCGCUCCCGCUCAUGUUCCAUCUCUUCUUUUCCUUUAAGAUCACCUGCACCGUUCACCCAAAAGAUCUGAUCUAGGGUUCUCACUUAAUCGGCAGCUCCCAAUCUGACUAUUUCAAGAGCAUUUCUUUUGUUUUGAUAUAUAAUAUUGAUUGAUACGUACAAUCUCGAUUCAGACGCAUUCAAAUUCAACUGAAAAUUAAUCCUGGAUUCGGAUUGAUCUCUAUGCCGCUUGGUGGUUUGGUUUGUGAUUGUGAAUGAGAAAAUAGGGAUUUGUUUUCAUGACCAUGGAAGUCGUUAAUGAUUUGGCGUCCUUGGACGUUGAGUUGUUGCAGCUCCAAGACGUGUCUGCUCUGGCCCUCAAGUCUAACCUGAAUUUUGUUGAAAAGCUCUUCGAGCAGUGGCUGUCGUUUCCUGAAAGCAAUCGAGUGGUAACAUCAUUGUUGAAUGACGCAAAGUCAGGUGUUCCCCUUAAUGUCCCUGGGAAUUGCUCCAGUCCAAAUGCUGCAAGCAGUCCUUUGCCGUCCAUGUUUCCUGCUGGCACUGCACCUCCUCUUUCACCAAGAAGUUCUUCUGGUUCCCCUCGCAUAGUGAAACAGAGAGUUGGUCCUUCUAAUUUGAGCUCUCCUUUGAAAGUUGUCAGUGAACCGCCUAAAGAAUUGAUACGUCAGUUUUACUUUCAAAAUGGGCGUCCACCACCAAAUGAACUGAGGGAACAAUUCUUGUUUAGAGUGGAUCAGUUAUUUUAUGGUCACUUGGAUGGACUGCAGAUGCAUGAAUUCAAAUCGGCUACCAAGGAAAUCUGCAAGCUGCCAUCUUUCUUUUCCUCAUCUCUUUUCAGAAAAAUUGAUUCCAAUGGAACUGGUUUGGUGACAAGGGAUGCAUUUGUUGAUUACUGGAUCAAUAACAGCAUGUUGACGGCAGAUAUAGCAACUCAAGUAUACAAAAUUUUAAAGCAACCAGAUCUCAACUACCUCACACAGGAUGAUUUCAAACCUGUGCUUCGUGAGCUUUUGGCUACUCAUCCAGGGCUGGAGUUCCUGCAGAGUACUCCCGAGUUUCAAGAGAGAUAUGCUGAAACUGUUAUAUAUAGAAUAUAUUACUACACAAAUAGAUCCGGGAAUGGCCAUCUUACCCUGAGGGAGCUGAAGCGCAGUAACAUAAUUGAUGCAAUGCAGCAUGCAGAUGAAGAAGAAGACAUCAACAAGGUUUUGAGGUACUUCUCCUAUGAACAUUUCUAUGUUAUAUACUGCAAGUUUUGGGAGCUGGAUACAGAUCACGAUUUCUUGAUAGACAAGGAGAACCUUAUCAGAUAUGGUAACCACGCGCUUACCUACCGUAUUGUCGAUAGAAUAUUUUCUCAGGUUCCGAGAAAGUUUACUAGCAAGGUUGAGGGAAAGAUGGGAUAUGAAGAUUUUGUUUACUUCAUUCUGUCCGAGGAGGAUAAAUCAUCUGAGCCUAGUCUUGAGUAUUGGUUCAAGUGCAUAGAUUUGGAUGGGAAUGGAGUUCUGACGCGGAAUGAGCUGCAAUUUUUUUAUGAGGAGCAACUGCACCGGAUGGAGUGCAUGGCCCAAGAGCCCGUGUUUUUUGAGGAUAUACUAUGCCAGAUUAUUGAUAUGAUUGGGACUGAGAAUGAGAGCUAUAUAACUCUACGUGACCUUAAAGGCAGUAAGCUCUCAGGAAGUGUUUUCAAUAUCCUGUUUAAUCUGAACAAGUUCAUGGCCUUUGAAACGCGGGACCCAUUUUUGAUUCGUCAGCAACGUGAGAAUCCAUCAUUGACAGAGUGGGAUCGCUUUGCUCAUAGAGAAUACAUCAGGCUUUCUAUGGAAGAAGAUGUAGAAGAUGUCUCUAAUGGAAGUGCGGAAGUCUGGGACGAAUCACUUGAGGCUCCCUUCUGAGACACUACUAGGGGUUGAAAAGAAAUGAACGCCCAGCACUCAAGGAGUGGCCAUUUUUCAGAGACGCUGGACUAAGGAUCAGCUUGGAUCUUGCUAACCCUGCCCAGAAGAUGGAAACUCUGAGCUUCACUAUGAAACAUGUUAUUAAUGGGCAAGCAGCAACGCAGCUAUAUUUUGAUCUAGUUCUGGUAGUGAAAAGCAUGAGGCCGUUAUCACGCAAGUGUUAUUGCCUCGUUCCAAUGCACAUGCAAGCCAGGUCGAUUUUACUGAUAUUAUUGGGUACGCUCUUUAUUUGGGGCAUCCAAGUUGUUAUAGUUUAUCUGUAGAAAGAUGUUUUUCCCUCCACUAAAUAUCAAACGGUUGAAAGUUUUGCUCA